UUAACCUCAUCAAGCCUAAAGGCCAUACUACCAACUACCAAAACCAACUUCCUUUCUCAUCAGAGAAGCUCCACAGCUGGAGUUGAUUGAUGAUCCCUUUUAAGAAGGUCUAUCAAAUUCUAAUCCCCUUCCCCUGUAAUAAUCAGUUCUCUCUAGUUUACAAUACAGGGAGGCGAAUUGGUCACCAGUAAAACAUAGGAAGGUCGUCUGCCAGAAUGAAUAAGGGAAAGGCGAUUCUCGCUCCGUCGGAAAUCCCACCGGUGGAGGAAUUUAUUGCCAACAACGUCGAUCUCCUUACAGAAAUCCUUGCACGUUUGCCGGCAAAAUCCAUGGCCCGAUUCAAGUGCGUGUCCAAGGACUGGCUCUCUCUCCUCUCCUCGAUCUUAGGUAUGGUUCUGUACAAACAGCUAUGGAAGGCCUGUGCUGGUCCAUUGGUGGACGUUCCAAGGGUUGGGGAAAGAGUGUUCUAUUUUCCCCAAGGGCAUAUGGAACAAUUGGAUGCAUCAGCAAAUCAGGAACUGAAUCAGAGAGCUCCGCUCUUCAAUCUUCCCUCAAAGAUCCUAUGUAGUGUUAUGGACAUUCAGCUUCGGGCUGAACAAGACACUGAUGAGGUUUAUGCUCGAAUUACUUUAGUGCCAGAGCAAGAUCAAAGUGAACCAACAAGCCCUGAUUCGUACUGUCCGGAACCUCUGUCGCCAAUAGUUUAUUCAUUCUGCAAGGCUUUAACUGCCUCUGAUACUAGCACUCAUGGUGGAUUUUCUGUUCUUCGAAGGCACGCCAAUGAAUGCUUCCCUGCACUGGAUAUUAAUCAGCCAACAUCUUCGCAGCAACUGAUAGCCAAGGAUCUUCAUGGCAGGGAAUGGCCAUUUAGGCAUAUUUUUCGGGGACAACCCAGGAGGCAUUUGCUUACAACAGGAUGGAGUACAUUUGUUACAUCAAAAAGACUAGUUGCUGGGGAUAGUGUCAUGUUCCUGAGGGGAGAGAAUGGAGAACUAAGAAUCGGUGUUCGGCGUGCUGCUCGUCAACAGUGCCCUAUGCUAACAUCAGUAAUUUCAACUCAGAGCAUGCACCUACGAGAUCUAGCUGCUGCAUCUCAUGCUGUGGCUACCCGCACCCUCUUUGUUGUCUCCAACAAGCCGAGGAUGAGUCAAUUCAUUGUAGGCUUGAACAAGUACCUGGAAGCUGUCAACAAAUGUUUCAGAGUUGGCAGGAGAUUCAAGAUGAGAUUUGCGGGGGAGGAUUGUUCUUUGGAAAUAUUUACAGGCACCAUAGUGGGGGUUGAGGAUCUUUCUGCCCAUUGGGAAAAUUCGAAAUGGCGGUCUCUGAGGGUUCAAUGGGAUGAAGCUGCAUCCAUUCCAAGGCCCGAAAGGGUUUCCCCUUGGGAGAUUGAACCUAUAACACUGUUAUUUGGUGUUGAAUUGAGAAAUCCCCCGAAAGCCUGAUAGGGCUUCUCUUUGGGAGAUUGAACCCUUUGUGCCGACGAUUAGAAGGCCGAGGGUGAGGAGUUGGCAGCACGGUUGCUUGAAGGUUCUUUGAAGGUGGAGAACGGAUGAAAACAAUAGCCAAUCAGCUCAUUAUGCAAAGACUGUUUUUAGGAUUAGAAUCUGUGUACAUAUUUAGCAUAUUCCUGGUGAUCAAAAUCGUUGAGACCGUAGGACUUCGUCUCGGUGCUGUAUUUCGCGGACAGGGCCCUUUGCCAACUAUGUACCUAAGUGGUGCUCUGGUGACGACCUGCUCUCCCGAGUAGUAGCUAUGGCUCAACCGGGCAUUCCACAACGGUCAGGGAGCCCCUAUGGUCACGCCUAGGGGGGCUGCUAUGCUGGUUGCCCCCUCUCACCCUUUUACGGUUCAAAAAAAAGUCGCUGAGACCUUUUUGCCCUUUUUUUUUUUCUUUGCUGUACCGUACGUAGUAAGGACUUGUUUCCGUUGUUUGUUUUUAGAGUUUUAUGACUUGAAUUUCUCUACAUGAAGGUCUUGGUUAAAGGCUUUGUUUGGGUCAAA
This is a messenger RNA of Rhododendron vialii, 2001 nucleotides long. RefSeq names its product auxin response factor 11-like. Bases 216 to 1442 code for a protein of 408 amino acids. Gene Ontology annotation, molecular function: DNA binding; protein binding. Lineage: Eukaryota; Viridiplantae; Streptophyta; Magnoliopsida; Ericales; Ericaceae. The record is from RefSeq and is a predicted model, not a curated record. Gene Ontology annotation, cellular component: nucleus. The transcript has 11 exons. Gene Ontology annotation, biological process: response to hormone; regulation of DNA-templated transcription.